AGUUCUUCUCAAUACUGUAUCGUCAACCGACCGAAUAUAACGCACGCAACGCUCUUACUACUUACAAAAUUAAUUAAAUUUUGGAGAAGUUACCCUCAACAAUAGAGCCAAUAUUCCAGUUCAAAUACAAACCCAAAUUACACUCAAAUCAGUUGCGUCGAGUUUUAUCACAAAUUUCCCUUUUACACUUCUUCAGCAUCUUAAUUUUCGUGCCCAUUUCAACACGAUUUCUUCUUUAUUUUAUUAAUUUGUGACCAAAAGUUGUUUGAUUUUUCUUUUCGGUUGAAUCUUCCACAUAAAACAAAAGGGACAUCCAUCUCAGUUUCACAGUUUUCCACAAUCAACGAAAUAAAAAAGAACAAACAGUGUUGAAGAAAUAAAUUACAUUAAAAAAUAAAUAAAUAAAAAAAGAGUAAAAGCAAAGUGUGUGUUAUGAAAUAAUAUUUAAAAAAAAAUAAAAGGAAUUCCAAGGAAGAUUGAGAGAAAGUAAUUCGAUAAUAAAAGUAGUGAAUUUAGAGAAUUUUCGACGUUUAAUUUUUUUUAAUUGUAUUUAAAUGAGAAAAGGAGUGUAAAAUACGCGUAACCGAAAGUGUUUUUUGUAUUUUUCUACUUUUAUAAUUCUGUUGUAAUAUUUGCGAAAAAAAACGCAUAUUAAAAAAAAAGAAUAAAAAGUCUCUAUACUAAAAAUACUUUAGUAAAAUAACAAAAAACUGAAAGAUAAAAAUAAAAAAUCUUAAGAAAAUUAAAUAAAAUCCCAGCUCUAACGACAAGAUAAAAAAAUUUGGCUGAAAUCCUGCAGUGAAAGAAAAGUAUAUCGGGAGAGUGCUGUUGAUUUAUGUUGAUAGCAGAACAAACUGAUUUAUCAUAAGAUCAAUAAAUACAAAUUACCAAAAAUCCAGACAAGGUGAUCGUAUACGAUUGCUGUGGCGGAAAUAAUUGUAAAAUUGGCAGAACAUCUGCUUGUGAUUGAAUUACCCACCCACCCGCGUUUUGCAAAUUGCUGACAGCAAAAGAUGCAUAUAGAAAUUCAAGUUGCACUCAAUUUUGUCAUAUCCUACCUGUACAACAAAUUACCACGUCGCCGUGUGAAUUUAUUUGGCGAAGAGCUUGAAAAGGCGCUCAAGGACAAAUUUCAAGGCCACUGGUACCCGGAAAAACCCUUCAAGGGUUCUGCAUUUCGUUGCUUGAAAACAGGAGACCCUACUGAUGCUGUUCUCGAUAGAGCAGCCAGAGAAAGUGGUAUUCCCAUCAAUGAUAUCCUCGAGAAUCUUCCAUCAGAAUUGGCUGUCUGGGUCGAUCCUGGAGAGGUGUCCUAUCGCAUUGGUGAAAAAGGAGCCAUCAAAAUUCUUUUCUCAGAAACCAGUGAACAUCACGAGGAUUCCUCUUCAGCUGAUCGUGAAGUUACGAAAACAUUCAAUCCAGAGGCACAAUGCUUCCGGCCUAUAGAUGCGGUCAACUCGAGCUUCGGCACACUCAGUAUAAGUCCAAAGACAUCACCCAAUGGAUCACCCCUUACAUCCACUGGGAGCCCAACAUUCAAGAAUGGUGCUCUGACAACAAGUCCAGCACUCGGAAACGGUGCUCCGUCAUUCCUGCCACGUACCCAGGCACCACUCACCUUCACUACGGCCACAUUCGCUCAGACCAAGUUUGGCAGCACCAAAUUGAAGACAAGCUCUAAAAGGGCUAACAGGCAAUUCCCAUGUAGGAUGUCCCCUACAGAAUUCUCAAACUACAUUAAGCAACGUGCCAUGCAACAGCAGCAGCUGCAUCAUUCGCAUAGCCACAAUGGCACCAACGGGAAUCACUUAGGCCCCAUUGGACCAGCUUCCCCAUCGCGCUCUAUUUCUCCGAAUCCACUCACCCUGGGGAUCGGUAGUGAUCCGUACUUCUUCCAGAAUCUUAACAUGAGCAUGUAUCCCCAAUUUGGAGGUCCACGCAGUGGAUUCGGGGACUCUGGGCACUUUGGGGCUCACCCACCGGAUAUGUACUCAUCGCCAAUGGGCAAAUUCAAUUCAUACCAGGAGCCACAUAACUUCUAUGGCAAUGGUGGUCUGACAAAUGGUCAGCAGGGGGUUGUAGGUGGUACUGGUGGGCUCACGGGUAGUCCAUCGGCUGGUGGCACUUCGGAUACUGCAACACCAUCCAAUGCAGCUGCCACAUCCACCCAGAGCGCCGAGGGCACAUCUCCCGGUACCAGCGAUAGCGCAAAGCUCCUCGACGGUCUCAACUCCUUCUACAGCAAUGCAGGUCCGUAUCAGCAUCUCUUAGUCGCAAACUAGACAAUGUAUAGACACACAAAAUCGGUUGCCACAUAAUUUAUUUUUCUACACUAUGUUUUGUACUUUUUUAUUGAAAAGAAAUACAUGAAUAUAAAAUAUAUUGUGUACAUAAUGGAGCGUGCGGCAAUCUAUUUGGGGGAUUGCUCGAUUGGAUAACUAACUCACUGAAACACUUGUUAUCGACUGGGGGAUGAUGGUUAUAAUCAUUUUUUUCUACAUAGUGACUCGAAUUGAUUAGAUGCGAAAAAAAAACAAAGUUAUCGUAAAAGAAAAACAUAACACAGGGUAAAUAAAGUGAGAAUUGAGCAGAAAUAAAUCGAUGGUUUCUUUUUUCGUGGUGCUCCGCUUAUGGAGUAACUUUGGAGAAAGAAUGAUAGAAAAAUUCACGUGUCAUAUAGAUUUUUGUCUGUUGAUUUUUAGUUUCCUUUUUUUCACCAUCUUCUUUAAUUGCAACAGAAAGAAAACGUUGAUUCUGUGUAGUAAAGAAAAAAAUCUUUCAAAUUGAAAAAAAAAAAAAAUGAUGAAAAUGAAGAGAGUUUAGAAAAGAAUCACCCACCAAAUGUAUCACUAACUACAUGCAAUUACAAAUGCAAGAGAAAUUGAUAAAUAAAAAAAAUGUAAAUAAUUUUAUUUACAUUUUUAAAUAAAAAGUUUAAAAUAAUUUUUUACAUACAAUAUUGGUGUAAAAGAUUUUUUAUGCAUAAAGAAAACCAAAAAAAAUGUGAAAAGAAUGAUAAAUGGAAAAUGUUGAAACACGUAAAUGAAAAUUUUGCCGUCUCCUUAAACUACAAAAAAAGAAGUGCGAAAAAAGAUUGCUGAAAAAGUUUUUAGAAAACACUGUUGAGUCUUACAAACUACACACUUUGGUGACGAAGAAGAUACUAAAAAGGAAAUAAAAAAAUAGGAAUAGGAAACACUGUAAAGAUGGAUUUUACCUUUACGGCAAACUUUAAGAUAGUUUAUACUUUAUUUUUUCACUUGCUUCGUAUUGAAUACGAUUAUACAGAUUUAAAGGAAAUAAGAAUGAAGAAAAAAAUACAUAGGACUAUAUUCUUUUAGAGAAGACAUUACAUAUUAAAUAAAGCAUAGACUAGGAUAUAUUUUAGCAGAGCAUGUAAGACCUGUUUAUAAAAAAAAUAUAUUGUAGACAUUUCAUAAAAAUUAACAAAAAUAUUCAUAAAUAAAUUUCAUUGAUAGUCAUGAAGAGAAAUGCUACAAAAAUAUACCUAUAUAUAAUAAAAAACCUACUAUAAGUAUAUAAUUUUUCUACGAUUUGUUACCACUUUUUUUUGAAGAAAAUUAUUCUUUUUUCAUUUACAUAAUUUUUUUUAUUUUUCUAGAAUGUAAAUUAAUUUUUUUUGUAUAAUGUAGUGAUUGUUUUCCAAACUCAAUGUCGUCCAUUUAACACUGAAGAUAUUUUUACAUUAUUAUU
Messenger RNA from Lutzomyia longipalpis, 3714 nucleotides. RefSeq names its product protein Tob1-like. The record is from RefSeq and is a predicted model, not a curated record. The transcript is spliced from 5 exons. Gene Ontology annotation, cellular component: nucleus; cytoplasm. Gene Ontology annotation, biological process: regulation of gene expression. The coding region runs from base 1014 to 2282 and encodes 422 amino acids. Lineage: Eukaryota; Metazoa; Arthropoda; Insecta; Diptera; Psychodidae. Gene Ontology annotation, molecular function: transcription corepressor activity.